This is a messenger RNA of Bombus terrestris (buff-tailed bumblebee), 843 nucleotides long. RefSeq lists its product as uncharacterized. The record is from RefSeq and is a predicted model, not a curated record. Lineage: Eukaryota; Metazoa; Arthropoda; Insecta; Hymenoptera; Apidae. The transcript has 4 exons. Bases 387 to 764 code for a protein of 125 amino acids.
CGUAGUCAGCGUGAUCGACUCAGCAAUGUUCGACUGCGCCACUCUGGUUUCCGCCCUCGUAAAAGAAGGACCGCGUAACGUCUCCUUCGUUCAUUCGCAACCACCUGCUCAUCGAGGAAGCAUCGGAUCUUUUGGUUCGGUCUGCCAGUUGCCGAUCGAAUCGUUGGACCGGUCAACAGGAGCGGCUUCCAGAGAUACAACUUGCACAAGAAGAGAAUGAAGAGCAACGCGACUUCCGGUCAUCCGCUGUCCGUCUUUGUAUCGGUCUGCACGCUAGUGGUUGUACUGUCUGUCAGCAAGACAGCUUACGCUAACAAAAUAACGACGUUUCUACCUACAACGAGGUCGGCAAGUUGCUCCAUUUUUACUGUUGCCUUUCAAGAACGAUGUUUCAUCUUACCUGCGUUGACACUGUGACUCUGGGAGAUUUUAAUUUUACAAGUUUGUGUCGCUUAUACGGACAAUCCUGUUUGGGUGGACACGGCAAGAGGUUCGAUUCGCAUAUACAAGGCAACGUUCUUCAAGAGAAUCAAGCAGACGCGGCUACCAGUGACAAACAUCAAGAGAUGGAACCUCUACGGCUGCGUAACGAGUUCGUUAUUCCUGGGAGGAAGUUCGAAGGACAAGAAGAGAUGCUUCUUCCUCAGACGCGUAGGCAGGAUUCUACGAGAUUCGACCCUUUCACUUUGUCGUUCAUCGUUCGGCAAUGGUUGACGUCGCAACAUCGCCUUCAUCAGCCGGACGUGGAGCUUAAUAACAAUUAAACGGAUAAGCGUUUCCAUUAUACUUUGAAUUCGAGACGAAGAAUUUGGAAAAUAUUAGAUAUCAAAAAUAUGUGAAAAU